Molecule: messenger RNA, 582 nt
Organism: Vigna umbellata (rice bean)
Lineage: Eukaryota; Viridiplantae; Streptophyta; Magnoliopsida; Fabales; Fabaceae
Source: RefSeq, a predicted model, not a curated record
AUGUAAAGGAGGAUUUUCACCACCCACGGUUUACUUCUUCUAACUUUCGGGUGCGGGCACGGGCUUUUGGAUUUCGACUUAGAACGGGCUUUUGGAUUUCCAAUAUGCACUCCGGAAGCCCAUAACUAUGUCAAAAUAAGAGUUCAAGAAAAGGGGUCAAAAUAGAAUAGAAGAACUCAGAAAUGGCAUUAACGCGUAGUAACGCUAAAGAGUUUGUGAGCGAUGGCGACGGAUCUCCUAGGGCGAUUCUGGAAACCCCUGUUUCGGAAACAGAGUCCGAGACAGAUUCGUCGAUUGAUAGCGGAAAAGAGGGUUACAUGAUGCCAUGGAAGUCUAUGGUUGACGUUUUCAAGUUCAAGUCUGUGCGAAAAUUAACUUCCAUUCCUUUGCUUUCGGUGAGCCAUGAUAUCACUCGGAAGGGUUUGACCAAAAAACUGGCUCGUAUUCGAAGUGCUGAAGAUGGUAUCGAUAUUGGAGAUAUUCCCGCGAAACCCUCUUGGAGUAACUUUGAUUAUGAAGAGUUAGCAGCUGCUACUAAAAAUUUCAGUGCUGGUAUGAGCUAGAUUCUCUUCUUUCUUUUCA